Molecule: messenger RNA, 501 nt
Organism: Suillus bovinus
Lineage: Eukaryota; Fungi; Basidiomycota; Agaricomycetes; Boletales; Suillaceae
Exons: 3
Coding region: 1-501 (166 amino acids)
Source: RefSeq, a predicted model, not a curated record
AUGAUUACUCGCAACUUUUUCACUUGGAAUCCGAUUCACAAGGACCAUGCCACACUGGCAAGGUCCGUGAAGGUUUGUUUGCCUACCACUAACCCAAACAUUACAAAGGAAGAACCUGAUAAGGGUAGCUACAUGAAUUGUUCGGCACUCAUGAACUUGAUGGAAGUUAAAAUGGAUCAAAUUCAAGAUGGAACUCUCCUCGAUGCCAGUCAAAUCCGAUGGUACAACGAUCCCGACGACGAUACUCCACUGCCUGUGCUUCCUGCUCAGGCAUGUCGCUCGACUUGUAUCCCAUGCCCUGCACCCAAGCUUGUUGACCCCAACAACGCUGUCUUGCACAAAUGCAAGGCUAGCAGGUCAGUGGUCACGAGUGAGGGCUCUGAGGAGGAAAGUGACUGUGAAGGAGACCAGGAUAACGGGGUAACUACGGAUGCAGCUACUGACAUGGAUCAUGAGACAGAUAUCGACGGCAUCACCCCCUCCGAGUCUGCUUCACAGUAG